AUGGAGAAGAAAGGGACAAUCUUGUUGCAAAGGUAUGAGCUUGGGAGAUUGUUAGGUCAAGGAACAUUUGCAAAAGUUUACUAUGGCCGGAACCUAAAAACUGGCCAGAGUGUUGCAGUCAAGAUCAUCGACAAAGAAAAGGUCAUGAGGGUUGGUUUAAUCGAUCAAAUCAAACGAGAAAUCUCUGUAAUGAGGCUUGUUAAACAUCCCAAUGUUGUUCAACUCUAUGAGGUCAUGGCAAGCAAGACCAAGAUAUAUUUUGCAAUGGAGUAUGUGAGAGGUGGUGAGUUAUUCAAUAAGGUUGCCAAAGGUAGGCUAAAGGAAGAUGCUGCAAGAAAGUACUUCCAACAAUUGAUUGCAGCUGUUGAUUUCUGUCAUAGUCGAGGCGUAUAUCACCGUGAUCUCAAACCAGAGAAUCUCCUCCUUGAUGAAUCCGAAAAUCUCAAGGUUUCGGAUUUUGGAUUGAGUGCUUUGUUUGAAUCAAAGAGGCAAGAUGGUCUCUUACAUACAACAUGUGGUACACCAGCCUAUGUUGCACCAGAAGUGAUUAACAAGAGAGGAUAUGAUGGAGAAAAGACUGAUAUUUGGUCUUGUGGUGUCAUUCUCUUUGUACUUUUAGCUGGUUAUCUUCCAUUUCAUGACACUAAUCUAAUGGAAAUGUAUAGGAAAAUAAGCAAAGGUGAAUUUAGGUGCCCACAAUGGUUCCCUCCAGAGGUGAAAAAGCUUCUUUCAAGAAUUCUUGAUCCCAAUCCAUGCUCGAGAAUAACUGUGGCGAAGCUCAUGGAAAAUCCUUGGUUUAAGAAGGGAUUCAAACAGAUUGAAACCCCAAUUCCCAAUCAAGAUGAGGAUGUCUCUCCGCGAAGCAUUUUUGAUCUCGAAAAUGUCAUUGAAGUGGAGCAGGAAGGUUGUUCCAAGAAGAAAGAGGAGGAAACAAGUAGUUCAAUGAAACCAACUUGCCUAAAUGCAUUUGACAUCAUAUCACUCUCACCAGGUUUUGAUCUUUCUGGUUUGUUUGAGAAAGACAUGAAUCACAAAUCGGAGGCUAGAUUCACAACUCAAAAGUCUCCAUCAGCAAUCGUGUCGAAAUUGGAAGAAGUGGCAAUGAUGGAGAGUUUCAAGGUGGAGAAGAAAGAUGGGAUGGUGAAAUUGCAAGGCAGCAAGGGAGGUAGAAAAGGGCAGCUGGCCAUUGAUGCAGAGAUAUUCGAGGUCACGCCUUCGUUUCAUGUUGUGGAGGUGAAGAAGAGGGCUGGUGACACAAUGGAGUAUAGGAAGUUCUGUGAUCAAGAAUUGAAGCCUUCUCUAAAAGACAUAGUAUGGGCUUGGCAAGGUUGUGAGCAACAACAUGAUUAG
This is a messenger RNA of Ilex paraguariensis (yerba mate), 1350 nucleotides long. The record is from the annotation of a GenBank genome assembly. NCBI's taxonomy places the organism in Eukaryota, Viridiplantae, Streptophyta, Magnoliopsida, Aquifoliales, Aquifoliaceae.